AUGGCGUCUACCAGUGGGCACAAGAGAAACGGCUCCAGCUCGAGCAUGUUUGCAAACAAACGUACCGAAUCGGGGGGUGGUUUCGUCGGUUAUAAGCGACUUGAGAGCGGUCACAAACGUGCCGAGAGUAUAUCCAGUGCCUUUGGCCACAAACGAUCCGAGAGUGGCCACAAGAGAAACGAGAGUAGCGGCGGUUUCGGUCACAAGAGGUCCGAGUCUGGCAGUAAUUAUCAUGCCGGUCACCGACGUAACGAAAGUAUGUACGCGAUGACGGGCCUCUAUGCGGAAAGCGCCGGCACUGGCACCGACGAUAAUGCGGAUCCGCUGCAGGUGACCACCGGUAGACUGACUCACGAUACCGUCAUAAGGUGUCACAGUAGAAAUUCCAGUUCUGGCCUUGUGGAUCAUAGAGAUUUUAUCAUCAAAUGUCACAGCAGGAAUCCCAGUGCUUCUAUGGUGGACAGGGCGGAGAAGGAGAGGGCGCAAACUCCACCGUUUAAUCCAGAUUCCAAGGACUGUGGGAUUCUGAGUUGUAGGCCCGUCUUCAUUCAAAGAUUUGCCGGAAUAAAGAUAGGCUAUUUAAAUAUUUUGCAUAGUUAUUCGGAUAAAUGCUACGUAUAUGUUACGUAAUCUACAUCAUUAUUUUCAUUGUUGUUCAGUUCAAUGUUUUCUCCAUCGACUACAUUAUUAUUAUUUGAACGUCUAAUAUUUUCAUUGUACAGAAAAAAUAAUUAUUUGUUUAAAAUGAAAGAGACAGCCCGCGAUUCUUGCUGCAGGAAAAUUCCUUUGCGCUGUUUAUCUGUGACCUUUCAUAAUCGCUAGUGAUGGUUGUUAUAUUAUUUUCCAUUUCAGAAAUUAUUUCUUUUACUUUUCGC
Monomorium pharaonis (pharaoh ant) is the source of this 875-nucleotide messenger RNA. RefSeq lists its product as uncharacterized. NCBI's taxonomy places the organism in Eukaryota, Metazoa, Arthropoda, Insecta, Hymenoptera, Formicidae. The record is from RefSeq and is a predicted model, not a curated record. The coding region runs from base 1 to 630 and encodes 209 amino acids. The transcript is spliced from 3 exons.